Molecule: messenger RNA, 846 nt
Organism: Aspergillus aculeatus ATCC 16872
Lineage: Eukaryota; Fungi; Ascomycota; Eurotiomycetes; Eurotiales; Aspergillaceae
Product: syntaxin family protein
Exons: 1
Coding region: 1-846 (281 amino acids)
Biological process (GO): vesicle fusion; intracellular protein transport
Cellular component (GO): SNARE complex; endomembrane system
Molecular function (GO): SNAP receptor activity; SNARE binding
Source: RefSeq, a predicted model, not a curated record
AUGCCAAACCCCAGCCAACUCCUCCUCCUCGCCGAUCACAUCAAGCUCUCGCUCCUCGAGCGUCAACGCGCCAUCUCCCUCAGCCUGGAGCCCAACAGCCAAGACGGCGAGAUCUCGCGGUCCCUGGACUCCUUCAAAGAAGGCAUCGACGCCAUCGAAGACGAGUGCGCGCAGCUCGAAGCCCAGAAGGGCCGGCACGAUGACGACGUCGCCGACCUCCGCGACCAGCUCAGCCACCUCCACUCCCAGCACGACGAGCUAUCCGCUCAGUUCCACGAGAUCACGACCGCCAUCGCCGAGGCAGCCUCUGCUUCCUCGUCCUCAUCGUCCGGCUUCGCCAACCACGUGAAGAACUCCUCCCCGGACCUCAAGCAGCCCGUUCCGCAGCACCCGUCCUCGAAAUCCGUGCGCUUCAUGGACGCCGCGGCGGCGGCCGAGGCGGCCGAGGCCGACGACGAGGAGCACCGGCGGAACCUCUUCCGGCCGUACCGCGACUCGCCGUCCCCGCCGCCCGGGGCCAGCGCCGCCAGCAUGGACGGGCUGUCGAACGAGCAGAUCUACGAUCACCACGCGCAGGCGCUCCGGGACCAGGACGAGCAUCUGGACCGGCUGGGCGAGUCGAUCAGCCGGCAGCACCAGCUGAGCAUCCAGAUUGGGGACGAGCUAGAAGGCCAUGUGGCGUUGCUGGAUGAUCUGGAUGGGCAUGUGGAUCGGCAUCAGGGGCGGUUGGAUAAGGCGAGGAAGCGCCUGGAUCGGUUCCGGCGCAGUGCCGGUGAGAAUUGGAGUAUGAUGACUAUCAUCGGGUUGAUUAUUACGCUGGUGAUCUUGAUCGUGCUUUUGAAGUGA